AAGAUGGUGAGAGACACACAUGCGUACAACGGUAAUUACAAUGCCCAGGAAAAAUGGAACCAACCUCUGGCAGAAUAAGGGACAUCGAGGCAACCAAAGCACGACGGGAACUUUAUAGUUGCUUCCAGCGCUACUUGAUCAAACCCUUCCGGGAACCUCCCCACAGAACUCCCAAGCCACCGACACGAGCGGAGAGAGAGUACCUGCUGGAAGACAAGCGUAAAAAACUGACCGGAUUCCACCCUAGGGCCGAGCAGAGAUUCGCCAUCCACCCGGCUACACGCCCAGACGUGAGCGAGGAGUCCUUGCGUCGGAGGAACGCCUUGUUGAAGCACCACUGCCCCUCCAUCAGCUCCCGAGGCUGGCUGACUCUGGGAAGACUCGAUCCCAUCUUCCCGCCCCGGUCGGAGCGAGUGUACAACAGCAACGUCUGGAGGUUCUAUGUCUCCCAGUCGGCGGGACAUCACGCCAACAGAGACCGUGAGCGCUUCCCCAACCUGAUCGCCUCUCUCUACCCAAUCACCAUCCCAACCCCCUCGUCAAUGAGGGGCAAUACCUGGCUGCGAUUUGUAUCCUGCGGCAACCUGUACAUUGACAUGCGGGGGAAGAAAAAGGCAAUCGGACUGUUGGAGAAAGAGCUGGCUGAUGACAAGAAACUAAAGAUAAAGAGCGAAAGCAGAAUGCCCCCAAUAGACAUCUUUGGGAAUAUCAUUCCCCCGGAAAACCAGCAUGGGUACGUGGGCAGGACUCCAGUUUGCUGCCGUUACCUAACGGACAUCGGGACACAAUCCACAACAUGGGAUCUUAUUUAGCAACAGUCUUCCUGUGUAAACAUAGGGGACGAGAGGAAAUGUAAAGAUCAGUGGUGCAACUCCUCGUGAAUUACAUGACACGAGAAAGCUUGCCGGCUCUGGUCUUUUCUGCAAGAAAUGUCAAAGGAAAUAAUGCAGAUAUUAAAACAGUAGAAUUAAAUUUAUAGUUACCGGACUAACCAAUUAUUACGACAUGUUCUUGGACAUUUUUAACUAAUUCCUCAAGCAGAAACAAGUAAAUAGAGGUGCUGGUUUAACA
Molecule: messenger RNA, 1071 nt
Organism: Leucoraja erinaceus (little skate)
Lineage: Eukaryota; Metazoa; Chordata; Chondrichthyes; Rajiformes; Rajidae
Product: testis-expressed protein 52-like
Exons: 3
Coding region: 54-812 (252 amino acids)
Source: RefSeq, a predicted model, not a curated record